UUCUCAGGGUUUAGGCUAUCCUCACUACUUGGUUAACUGUUUUUUUUUGCGGUACGGACUUCUUUCAGUACAAAAAAGCUUCUAGCAGUACUUUUACUACUUCUAAUUUUUGAGUUCUAAACCUAAGUAAACCGUUGGUGCAAACCAUGAAUGCCAUUAAAUUGUUUUUAGCUUUUGCAUUCUUUGUCGGCCAUCUUGCUUUAUUUGUCGUCGGGGAUAAACAGUAUGUUUUUGAUUUGUUAAAACCCGCCCUGGACGUGGAUCAGGUCAUGGAUAUAUUGUACAAUGCGAAGCCGGGCGAAUCAUUUCCGAUCCGUAAAGAAAUUCCCAAAGACAUAACCUUCGAUUGUAGCGCUAAAAAAAAUCCGGGCUUCUAUGCAGACACUUCCCCAGCCUCCAGAUGCCAAAUUUUUCACCGGUGCGAUGUAAACGGAAAUAUGACAAGCUAUUUAUGUAUUCCUCCAACUCUCUUCAACCAGAUUACCUUAGUGUGCGACUAUUUUUUCAAUGUGGAUUGUGAACGAUUCUCUAGUUAUGUCGACUUUGCCAAUUCGCGUUUGUAUACGGAUCAACCGCUUUUUGAUACACCUCCAAAUGACUGGAUUCCGUCGAAUUUAAGAGGCUCUGCAGCUCUUUCCAUCACACCUAAAUCUUCCGGCAAUUUGGUGCCCAGAAAAAAAUCACCUCCAACCGCUUAGGCUGAUGUAUUUCAAGAACCGUGUUCGUAAAUGAUACGCCUAUGUCGUACGAAGACUGUCCUACAGGUCGAAGCUGCAAGGCUUUUCAUUAUAUUUUAAUGCAUCAACUUCUUUUGCUCAUUCUAGUUGUAAAUUACCCAUAUAAAUAUUUUAUGUUACUGUUUCAACAAAUUUUUUAACUGAUCAUGACAGAGCGAACGACUUUGAGACUGCGUUUGAAUCAUGUUAAAGCGACAGGACUCAAAGGAACAAACAAAAGUA
Messenger RNA from Paramacrobiotus metropolitanus, 959 nucleotides. RefSeq names its product U-scoloptoxin(01)-Er1a-like. Gene Ontology annotation, molecular function: chitin binding. The transcript has 3 exons. NCBI's taxonomy places the organism in Eukaryota, Metazoa, Tardigrada, Eutardigrada, Parachela, Macrobiotidae. Bases 147 to 698 code for a protein of 183 amino acids. The record is from RefSeq and is a predicted model, not a curated record. Gene Ontology annotation, cellular component: extracellular region.